ACUCGCAAAAGGUCUAGCCCUUUCAAGCGUGAUCUCUCCAAGUCAAUGACCUCGGAGAGUCAGGCAAAAUAGGCGAUGUCUCCCAGCUCCUGCUAUCAUCACCCGAAGAUUUAUCUAGGGCAUGCAAGCUUGCACCCAGAGAUAUGGAGACCAUCAUCGAGCUUGUCUGCAAAGCCCAUCGGCAUACUCUAUCCACGUUGCAAGACCUUUCUCUAGGCGAAUGCGAAACCUUUACAACUGGUGAUAUGGAGCUGGACAAGCUGCUUGGCGGGGGAGUACGCACUGGAAUGAUGUGGGAGAUAGUUGGAGAGAGCGCCGCGGGAAAAGGGUGGCUUGGCGGGCUCUACAUGCUACUUGCCGAUAGCUUCAAAACUUGCGACCUCUCGCAUGCAACAAAUUCUCGAAAACCAUCCUCUCCUGGCUUCAUCCUCUUGUAGUCUGUCCUCAGUCCACACGAUCCCUACCCCCACCCUUGAAAGACUCCUUUACGUGCUGGAGGAUAUCUUCCCCCAGUUUGCGGAACAAGGCCUCCACAGUGCAAGUCCAGUGAAGCUGCUGAUAAUUGAUGCGCUUGCCGAACUAUUCCACACCUCAAGUAAGACGAGCACAUGCACUCUUGUCGAACGUUCAAAAGGUAUCGCAGAGAUAGCACAUCGUCUCCAUGCUGCAGCGAACAAGUACAGCAUCGCAGUGGUAGUCCUGAACGAAGUUGUUGACGUCAUCGAAAGAGGGAUGUCGCAUGAGCCGGGGGAACUCAGUUACAGCGAACAGUCUCGCUGGUUUAGUAGAGCAGACACUCUGCCUGGCGAGAAUUUGAAGGAGGCCACCUUGGGGCUUACAUGGGCUAAUCAGAUCAAUGCACGUAUAUUUCUGACUCGGACUGGUCGACGCCGAUAUCUGGAAGGGCUCCCAGGUCAAACUUCUGGUGGCAUCAUGAAAUCCUCUACCACAGCUGAAGAUGAACCCACCCUCAUUCGCCGUUUAUCUGUCGUAUUUAGCUCUGUUUCCCUACAGGCAUCCUGCGAUUACCUGGUCACUAUUGCGGGUGUUUCCGUUGUCCCUGGUUCUUUCCAGGCUCUGAAGCCGCCUUUAAACGGCAUACCUUCCCCAAAGGCCUUGACAUCAGAGCAAACCACAUUGCGGGCCGACAUUGGUCCUCAUCUACCCCAGCAGCAGGAACUUGCUCCCUUAGAUGUAGGUUUAAUGACAGCCAACGAAGACAAUCUGGAGGCGUCAGCCGGGCAAGCCAAUGACUCUGAUGAGUGGGAUGAAUAUUUAGGAGAGUGGGAGUUUCAUGAUUUACCGCCAUCUUUGUACGAAGGUUCUUGA
This is a messenger RNA of Coniophora puteana RWD-64-598 SS2, 1329 nucleotides long. RefSeq lists its product as uncharacterized. The record is from RefSeq and is a predicted model, not a curated record. Lineage: Eukaryota; Fungi; Basidiomycota; Agaricomycetes; Boletales; Coniophoraceae. Gene Ontology annotation, biological process: telomere maintenance via recombination; t-circle formation; resolution of mitotic recombination intermediates. The transcript has 3 exons. Gene Ontology annotation, molecular function: four-way junction DNA binding. Gene Ontology annotation, cellular component: Rad51C-XRCC3 complex; replication fork. The coding region runs from base 388 to 1329 and encodes 313 amino acids.